UCUACUGGAGUCACUCAAUUAGCAAUGAAGGCGUCUCAUACCUCCAGUUUGCCGAAAGUCAGAUAGCUGUUGUCACUUUCUAUCGCCGUCAUUUGCUCUGAUUAGGUCGUUAAGUUUUCGGACAGCAGCUGCGGAGAUUUAUUGCCACUGACAUCGUCAGUCAUAAAUCCGCUUUAAGAUAGCGUCUCGCCGCGAGUGUGAAAAUAAAAACUGCGAUUGAAUGGAGUCAAAGCGCGUUGGUUUGUCGGAAAAUUUUAAAUGAUUCAUUGCCCUUCGCUGCGUGAACGUACUCCAGGGCGAUUGGCUUUAAAUUGAAAAGCAAAAAAAAGAUUCGUGUUACUUCCCCUGCGGGUAACCUAUUAAAGGACGAGCUGUGGAAUUUUCUAGGCAAUAUUUCACUUGAAUAGAGUGUACCGGAGUGGAAGAAGGAAUAUAAAACAGAAAGCUUACUACGCGUGAAGCAUACCUCAUGUGGGUGCGGACUUUAACGACUCUGACAGGUUUGGAAGAAAUACGCAAUAAAGUGCAAUAACAGGCUUCGGAAGAAUGCCACCUCCACUCAAACAACGCGAGCUGACGCCGGAAGAGGAACAGGAGGCCACUGAAGUGGAUUUUCCGGAAUUUGAUAAAAGCCCCGCAUUCAUCCACGUGCUUCUCCUGAACAAAACAAUUCGACUGUUUGUGAUCCUGACCUUGGCUGCAAUAGUGAUCCCGGCCUUCUCCUACCUCUUCUUUUUCUCGCAGGAAAUCGGCCACGCUCCCAAACAGCAACUUGUUGGAACAUGUGGCCACCCAACGCUGUACCACAUCCAAUGUGGUUUCGCAAACAUUUCCCAGUACGAGUGUCACCGACUCGGAUGUUGCUACACGAGCCUUUCCACUUGCUACCAUUCCCUGCCCUCAGAGCACCAGUUUCUCUUCGAGGGAAACUGGCACGACGGUGCUUUUCUCACACCAACCAAAAACUUCACCCCUUAUCACAAGAGUUCGAUGUCCAAAAUCCAGGCACAUUUAACCGUCGUCAACCAGACCUAUUUGGCACUUUCCCUGGAAACGGUAGCCCGAGAAAUAUCCCGCCAGCAUUUAACCGAACCAAUGAGCGUUAUUGAAACCGACGAGCUCCAAGCGCGCAUCUACAGUCCCACGUUUUUCGUCGAAGUGAAGCGAAAAUCCAACCAGGAAAUUGUAUUCUCUACUGCACGAGGUCCUCUUAUCGUGUCCGAUGGUUUCAUCGAGUGGACUCUCCAUCUGGGGGUGGACAUUCUGUUUGGAUUGGGUGAGGCAGUGCUCGAACCCGGGCGAAAAUAUCUGCUGCUGAAUAAUCAGAACGCGUCUGCCGUGCCCGUCAUCAUGGGAUACAACAUGAAAACCAAUCAAUUCAACGGUGUCGUUUUUAACACUCCCGGGCUCACCGAGGUGGAAAUCGUACGUUCGCGCCUCAUCGUUAUUCGUGCACAAUUCCUCGGCCGCUUCGAACUGGAACUUCUACCCGGUCCCACCCCCACCGACCUGCAUCGCCAACUCAAAACUCUCACUCAAAACCACUACCAGCCACCGUUCUGGUCCUACGGAGUUCACGUUUGCGAUGAAUCGCGUAACACCACUCUCGCCAGCGUUCGAUCCAGCAUCGAAACGAUGCUCUCCGGUGGCAUCAUCUUCGAUUCGCAUUGCCUCAACGACGACCUGUUUUGGCUGUCAAGUUCGAUGUCCAUCACUUCGGAGCUUGAAGAAACGAUGCAACUGUUAUCUCGCAAUAGCAAACGAUUCGUACCGUCGGUUGUCAUGGUGUUGGAGCCUACGGGUAGCUCCGCCUCUUCUACCGCCCGAAUCAACGGACUACUGCUUCGAAGCGCUUAUAACAUCGCGUCCUAUCGAGGAAUCGUACGAAACCGGACCACUGUCUACUUGGAUUGGCGCACGGAGCGUCACGAAAUGACUCUGUGGCUUCAGCAGGUGUGGUCCAGCAUUCAGAACUUGAAUGCUUCGGGUUACAGCUUGAAGGAGGGAUCAUUGCGGGACGAUGGUAACAAGACCUACCCUAGUAGAAGCCAGCUAACGUAUCUUCCGGAAGGGUUGAACAAUUCUAUACCCGAUUUGAUUCGGUGGGAUACGAAGCUAUCGGAUAGUAUGGAAACGGUGGUAAAGAGUCAGAACCAGAUGGGACCGAUGAUGACACGAAGAGUUGAAGAAAUGGUUGAGGAGGGAAAGCUUUUGAUUACGGGGGCGUAUGAUUUAAGGACUAAGGCAGCAAUUGUGGCCCAGAAUGUAUCCGGGACGUGGAUUUCAUUAAGGAAUGAGGUGAAUCGUGCGAUUGGGUUGUCAGUGGCUGGGUUGAGUUUCAUUGGGACUCCAAUUUGUGGAAAUUCAAGAGACAACGUUACGGAAGAGUUAUGCAUCAGGUGGUACCAAUUUGGGUCACUGCUACCAUUGUUCAAAGUGUCGGACGAUAGGCUGCCGCAUCGAUUCAGCAAAUUUGCUCAACGAAUUAUGAUGUCUGCCAUACGGAAGCGGUAUGCUUUGAUGGAGUAUAUGAAUACGUUGAUCGUGUUGAAUGCCGCUUUUCUAAGGCCUAUGUUCUAUCACUACGAAGAGGCUAGAAACUACACGGCAGAGUUGUGGGAGCAGUUCAUGUUGGGGGAUGCUCUACUUGUGGCUCCCGUACUGUUGCCACAAAUGACGCAGAUCGAUAUUUAUUUCCCAGAAACGUUUUAUGAGCUAUGGGCCGGAGACGAGCUGCCUACGAACGAUGUGCUUCAGUAUGCCGUAGUGGAGUCCGAUUUGCCGAUGUUCGUUCGACCUGGGUACAUAGUUGGAUUGCGGCAGAUCUCGGACGAAAUUUUGGGGGUCGACGAGGCUCGACUUCAACCGCUGUUCCUUAUUGGAGCACUUGGGUGUAACGUUCGGAAGACGAAAUGUGAUGCUUCAGGAAUGCUGAUGUUCGAAAAAGGAUUCAGCUUGGAAUUUCGCGCUGCACUAGAACAAGAGCUCACUGUUCGGAUUCGACUAAUUGUGGAAACUGAAUCGCUUAAAGACUUGGCUUGUUCAUCUGAACAAAGGUCUUUUUCCGGAGAAGUAUUAUUUAUUCAACUUUACGGGCAUCCGAACCGAACUAUACCCAUAUCUGAAAAUCUUAAUUUUGAUCUAUGUCAAUUAACAGAAAUAACACCCGAAACCGUGUACAACUUUCCAAAUAAUAAUAUAAUACAAGAUAUCUCAUAAUAAACUUUCCGCGAAUUUGUUGCACAGCCGAAAUUCAAAAAAAUCAGUCGUUAUUAACAACAUCUCUUCUACGAA
Molecule: messenger RNA, 3294 nt
Organism: Armigeres subalbatus
Lineage: Eukaryota; Metazoa; Arthropoda; Insecta; Diptera; Culicidae
Product: neutral alpha-glucosidase C-like
Exons: 4
Coding region: 547-3219 (890 amino acids)
Biological process (GO): carbohydrate metabolic process
Molecular function (GO): alpha-1,4-glucosidase activity; carbohydrate binding
Source: RefSeq, a predicted model, not a curated record